UUUUGUCAUUUUUAAUAUUUCCUAACAAAUUUCAUUUUCAACCACAUGCCAUCAAGCUAGAAACUUUGCUAAUAUUUUCCAUGGAAAAAUAUAUCUUCUUUUUUAUCAAAGAUAUUUUGGUUUUUUUUUUCUUUUCUAAAUGCUAAAAACUAUAGUAGUACUAUUUAAUAUCUUCACUUGGUUUGUUCUAUUUUUUUUAGUUUUCUCAGAAAGUAUGAAAAAUACCAAAGAAAUUUUCUUGUUUUAAGCAUUGUGAAGGAAUCUUAUAUUAUUUUUCUUGGAAAAAAUUCUAUUUUUUUUUCUUCUUCUUAUCUUAGUUUAUUUAUAAAAGUCAAGGUUUUGAUAUUUCAUUUGGACUGUAUGAUGGAGCUGAAAUUAAUUGAUGUUAAGUCAAUGUCCAUGUGUAAAUCAGUUGGUAUUGAGGGGUUUAUGAAGUUUUCUAGCUCAUUUCUUGAUUCAAACCUCAUGUUUGGUGUUAAUGUGGCUCCAAAUUUCUGUUCUUACAGAGGGCUGUUAACAAAGGCUUCUUAUUCAAGCACUUCUUAUGAUGCUUCAAGAUCAGUAAGCAAGAAGGAUUUAUUAGAGGACACUUUCUCUUAUAAGAUAAACGGUACAAACCAUACGAGUUUGUAUUUUCGAGAUAAUUGGUUGCUUGAUGCUUCUGACGAUGAAUAUGGAGGAGUACUCGUCAAUGCAGAUAGGCUACCAUCUGAUCGCGACAAAUUCACCUUUGUUCUUCGUGCAUCUCUCUCUCAUUGGAAAGUGAAGGGGAAGAAGGGAGUUUGGCUUAAGCUACCACUAGAAAAAUGUGAUCUAGUUCCUGUUGCAGUAAAGGAAGGAUUUCAAUACCAUCAUGCAGAAAGAGGAUAUGUUAUGAUGACAUAUUGGAUUCCGGAGGAACCUUGUCUGCUUCCUUCGAAUGCAUCACAUCAAGUUGGAGUUGGGGGUUUUGUGAUCAACGACAAAGAUGAGGUGCUUGUCGUGCAAGAGAAACAUUUUACGCCGGCUCUUUCAGGCUUAUGGAAAAUACCAACUGGUUUUAUUCAUGAGUCCGAGGAGAUCUUUACAGGAAUUGUGAGAGAAGUGCAGGAGGAAACUGGUAUUGAUACUGAAUUUGUGGAGGUUAUGGCUUUCAGGCAUGUUCACGAUGUGGCCUUUCAAAAGUCGGAUUUGUUCUUCAUCUGCCUGUUAAGACCCCUGUCAAAACAGAUCAUGGUUGAUAAUCUAGAAAUUCAGGAUGCUAAGUGGAUGCCUCUAGUUGAGUUUGUGGAGCAACCUCUAAUCCAAGAAGACGACAUGUUCAAGAAAAUAAUCGACAUUUUCAUCGCUAGACUAGGGAAGCGCUACUGCGGAUUGUCUGUCCAUCAACUGGUUUCCAAAUUUGAUGACAAACUUUCUACAUUGUAUUUUAACACUGUUGAUGAUCCAAAUUUGAACUGUCAAGCCAGUUAGCAUCACAAAUCAGUAUUGUCUUGUGUAUAUGUGUAAUCUAUAGGUUAUGGAUUCUGUAAAUAUACUUAUAAAUUAUUCAAAAGAACUUGUUAUAGAGGAGGUAACUUUCACAUGA
Molecule: messenger RNA, 1567 nt
Organism: Solanum pennellii
Lineage: Eukaryota; Viridiplantae; Streptophyta; Magnoliopsida; Solanales; Solanaceae
Product: nudix hydrolase 8-like
Exons: 9
Coding region: 361-1452 (363 amino acids)
Molecular function (GO): NADH pyrophosphatase activity; ADP-ribose diphosphatase activity; NAD binding
Source: RefSeq, a predicted model, not a curated record